GAUUUUGAGAGAGAGAGAGAGAGAGAGUCUUCUUCUUGUUCAAGAACAGACCCACAUAUACGAAUAAUACCCGUGAUUUUUUAAAAAGAGAGAGCAUUACAGAUAUAUAUACAUAGAAGGUAUAUAUAUAUAUUCACAUACCCAUAUGCUAACACAUGGGGAUUUAGAGAGAGAGAGGAGAGAUAUUUCUCACUUUCUUCCAUUGUAUUUCUUCUUCUCUCUCUCCUCUGAGAUCUUCCAAUCGCUCUCUCUGUUGUCUUGUAUAUGAUUUUCAAAUUAACCAACAAAAAAAAAGUUAAAACUGUUUCAAAGAAAGAACACCGUUGAUUUUUCUAUUUUCCGACAAGCUGAAAAAAAACCUUUCUUUCUAAAGUGAAGCUUCGUGUUUUUUUUUUGUCUGAAAAUUUUGAUCCGACAGCUCUUUUGCUAUCUGGAUUCCCUUAAAGGUUUAGCCUUUCGUACUUCCACCUGCGCCAAUUGCACUUGGCGAUCGUCAAGGCUGGUGAUUUUUUGGAUCGUCCGUCCCUUGGAGAUUAAACACUGAUCGAAAGUGUUUCUAUUUGAUUUGGGGAAAUUGGGUUUCUUCACAUUCGAUAAAGGUUAGCGACGAAUCUAGCUGUUCCACGCUGUCACUGUCAAGUUAGGAUUGAAGUGUGUUUUAUAGAAAGUUUUGGAGUGAUUUUAUUUGAUAUGGUGGGCUGGAUCAUAGUCUCUGAUCUGGUCAGGUGCUAUUGGGAUAAAGGAUCGAGAAAGUAACGAGAAGAGUGGUUUAAAGUAUAUACCACUUUACGGUAACACUUAGAGGGGAAAAAAGUGUCAUGUCUCGUUGCUUCCCGUUUCCACCUCCAGGAUAUGAGAAGAAGAUUAGAACCGAUGAAGCAGACUCUUUGAUAAAGGAGAAGCAAAAGAAGCACAAAAAGGAGAAGAAGGAUAAAGAAACAAGCAAAGACAAGCACAAGGAACGGAAGGAGAAAAAAGAGAAACAUAAAGAUAGGAAAGACAAAGACCGGAAUAAAGAAAAGAGCAGAACCUCAGAGGACAGAAAUGCUGCUGGUGUUCUGCCGAACACACAAGACGGAGAGAAGCUUGUAGGAGAUACCUUGCAGAGUAAUGGUAGUGGAGAGUCUAAGUUUAUACAAGACCUGGCAAGAAGGAUCAGAGAUGAAGAAGAAGCUACAGAGAGUCAAAGCGUGGGAAAGAUUAGGAAUGAUGAUGAUGAAAGAAGAGUCAAUAACACCCAUAAAAACUUUGCGAUGGAGAAAAGGCCUGAAAAUGCGGCUUGUCAAGUAUCAUCUUGCACUGGUCAGAAAGGAACCGAGGAGGUCAUGUUUAAAUCACUGGAGAAGAAAUAUGAGGCAAAGAAAAUGGAUAAUAGCCGUUGGGAAAGUGUGGUUAUGGCUGAUAUGCCACUGGAUGGUGGUGAAGGGAUAAAGAAAACUGAACCAAAGUACUCAACACAUAGAGGCAGUAAAGAGAAGAAAGAGGAGGAAACAGAGGCGUUAAACAAAAUUGGUAAGGGCAAACCAAAAGAUGUAGAGGAAGGGCCCAAGUUAAAGGAGAGACAUGUAGAUACUAGUAAUUUUAGAAGGCAGGAGGACCUUUCAAGGGAUAGCAUAAAAAAUCUUAGUUCAGAGGGCAUUCUUGGCAAACGGAAAGAUCUUGAGACAAAUGGGUUCUUGCAUGAGAAUGGAUCUAGGCCUAACAAGAUGCUGAGGCCAGUUGCUUCUCCAGUAUCAUCCGUGGAAAAUGGAAGAAAGUUGGGAGCAUGCCAAACUCCUCUAAAACCUGUUACUGAGUUGCAAGGAACACUGUGUAAUCCAGACGCCAAGGAGCAUAGAGUUAACGGUUUCAUCAAGUCUCAAGAACCCAAAAGCCAUCCAAGUAUAUCUUCUGUGAAAGCAAAGGAGAACGGUGAAGCAUCAGCAAAAAAGCGGCCUCACUCGGACUUAAAGUAUUUGGAUCAGAUACUGAAUGUACCAGAAAGGGAUGAGGUUGAUGAAACUGAAGAACAAGAGUGGCUUUUUGGUCAGUCUGGUAUGAAAUUGUUAAAGAAGCCAAAAACAGAUUCUUCUACUUCAUCGGAUGAGAGUCAGCAAGUCUGGAACCAGGCUCUUAGUAUAGAAUCUGCUGACAUUCUAGCUCUUCCUUAUGUUGUUCCAUUCUAGUUCUGAUGUUCAUUCACUUUAACCAAGGAGAAAGAUCGGUUUAGCAUUUUGAAUGAGCUUGGUGCAUCUGGAAGGGAGAUGCUGAGGUAUGACUGGUUCGGCUUCAGGAGAAGAGAGAGGCUUCUGUACUAGAACAAGUCAAGUCUGAUUGUUGGAAAUGAGAUUUGAGGCAUUUUAUUCAGUUUUGGUUCUGCUGUGUCUAUCAUCAGUUGAUGGGAUUAGCAUUAAGCUGUAUAUUAGAGAGGAUAUAGCAAAAUAGAGGAGAGAUCUUCCACUAAUACAUUACAUUUUGUAGACUUUCUUUCCCCAUUUUUGGGAGUCAAAACUAUUAUUCUUGGAAUCUAAACAAUUCUUCAUCUUCA
Messenger RNA from Brassica oleracea var. oleracea, 2527 nucleotides. Its product is annotated as glutamic acid-rich protein-like. The transcript is spliced from 5 exons. The record is from RefSeq and is a predicted model, not a curated record. The coding region runs from base 819 to 2165 and encodes 448 amino acids. Lineage: Eukaryota; Viridiplantae; Streptophyta; Magnoliopsida; Brassicales; Brassicaceae.